This is a messenger RNA of Parascedosporium putredinis, 1338 nucleotides long. The record is from the annotation of a GenBank genome assembly. NCBI's taxonomy places the organism in Eukaryota, Fungi, Ascomycota, Sordariomycetes, Microascales, Microascaceae.
AUGGCAUUCCACCCCCAGGCUCGCCAAUCGCUUCACCGUCCCCUCCAGCCAACAUCUGAAGCCCAGGAUGUGGAGCACUACAGUCCACGUGCUCCACAAGCGCAGCAAGCGCCCGACGAGUCCCAGACCUGGGUUCUUUUCUCUCCUGGAGAUAAUGCCACAGCAUCUUCUUAUCUUGGUGAGAGCGACCGAUCGCUGCAGACGGCAGGCCGGUCGCGGGCUAGCGACUUCGGUAGCCUAGAUUCGAACCUGAGGUCAGAUCUUGAUCUCGAUGCACACUCACAGUCUUUAGAGGUGCCUGCGACCAUUGACGAGGACCUCGCCGAGGACGAUGCCGAGUUGGACAGCCUAGACAGCCAUCUUCCCGAGUUCCGGGCCAUACACAAUCCCUAUCUCGAGCCGCCCGCGCCCGCCUCCCAGAGCGUGCCCUCAAACGAGAGCGAAAGCACCCAAGUUCGGUCGGAAGAGACUUUGUCCGGGAUUGUCCAAGGCGAGCACGACAAUGUUGACUGGCAUCAGGGCGGCCCUUCCGAGGGCGAGGUGCCUGCCGAGGGGAUCUUGUCCCGCAUCGCUAAGAACCUAAUCAAGGAGCUGGUGGGAAUCGACGAUCAUCUAAUAUUAGCCAUUCUGUUUGGGGAAGCGCUUCCUGAAGAUGUGCAGGACAUCCCAACCAGCUGUCACAUCACCCUGGCGCCUUUUCAACCUACUCGCAUGCAGCGCAUGCCCCUGCCCUAUGCGGGCCUGCCUGUUAUCCCCGAAACGCCAGCAGGCCACUUCUCACAAGAGGUCAGCAGGGAUCAAGAUGGUCUCUCCGCGACGAUGCCAGAAUUCCGACCCACAGCUCCACGGCAGAGCCCCGUGGGCGAGACCCAGAGCUUGAUCCCGCAAGUAAGCGGGCACGAAGCUACGCCAGCUAGCCAGCAUUCUGCUAGCUUCACACAAGACGAGUGGGAGCAAGACUUGGAUAUCCGACUUGCUUUCCGAUAUCUUCGCUCGCGGUUCAGCUCACGGUCGUCGCCGGCACCGGCGACAGCUGGUACGUCUCAUCUCGCUACAUCAAGCACGCAAGACAGCGCAGCCAAGGCGGCAAGGAUAAGGCAGCACCAUCCGCUCGUGGCGGCGCGGCCACGUGCGGUGGAGAGGAGGUCUUUCAAAGUUAGCACGCCCAGUAGCCCCGCCGUGAUCAGGCACGCCUCGAGCUGCGCAAGCCAGAGCACGAGACGGUCCGGCAGAAGGAGCAGCGUAUCAUCGCGCCACUACUGGGACAUUGGGGGUUCGCUGGGAACGGGCUCGGUGAUCGCAUCCAACGGACCGAUGGGGAGCUGGGGCGAGGUCUAG